Molecule: messenger RNA, 828 nt
Organism: Echinostoma caproni
Lineage: Eukaryota; Metazoa; Platyhelminthes; Trematoda; Plagiorchiida; Echinostomatidae
Source: the annotation of a GenBank genome assembly
AUGGAACCGUUGCAUGCAAUCGUCCCCGAUGUCGGCUAUCAGGAUUUGACUGGUACGCAUACACGACAACCGGCAAAAUGGGUUAUCACGCCGGAAUUCGACAUUACGGAUAUUUUACACUUUAAUGGUGAAAACGAGUUUAUUUUCCUGGGCACUGGACCGGAUUCGAAAAAUUCGCACGUAUUUUUCGGAACAACAACGGAUAACAAUGUGAAGUGUUUGACCUGUGGCAAUGAGAACUGCACAUACAAUCGAGCCAGAGUCUCCAAUUGCGGAAUGUUUUUCGUCCAAGAAUGCCGGGGCCCAGAUGUACCAACAUUUAUUUUGAAUAAGGUCAACAAAACAAGAUUGGAAUCCGGGGACUUGUUGGUGGAGGCAGUGCCGGUUCGAGUGUUGCAGGACAAUAAGGAAUUCAAGACCGUUUUACGUGAACGUGCCCUGGCCCGAAUCGAAUACAUGCAUCUCACUUUGCGCAAAGGCACUCGUGACCAAAUGGAAGUUGAGGCGAAAUUAUGGUUACCACCUGAACUGAAUAAAUCUCACAUAACCAAAUAUCCUUUGUUGUUAUAUACAGCCUUGGUGGAAGAGCUUCCAUUCGUGAAUACAUCCCAGAUUGGUGCUUAUGGAUGGUCUUACGGAGGAUUCACUGUUGGCCAUCUGCUCGGUCACUCGGAGAAUACUUACGCUCGAUGUGGUAUUGCCGUUGCCCCGGUGACGGACUUUAAAUACUAUGAACUCACCGGUGAAAAUGGAAUCAUGGAAUGUCGGUCCCAGCUGCACAGCAAAACUGGAACCGAAAUUUUGCAACACAGUGGUUAUUGCUUGUGA